UUUAUUGAUCACCUAAUUUCAACAAUAGUCAACUAGAGCUGCUACCGACUACUUCAACUUCCUGAAAAUGUAAGACUAUAUUGAUCAUGAGCAUUAAGAGCUUGAGAUCCUCCAAGACCAGAAAGCAUUAGAUUUUUUCAUUCUUUGGAGAGGAAUCUGUGGCAUAAUGUAUGUGACAAGGCCUCUCUCAUGGUACAAAAAGUAUCCUGCUGAUCUUUCAUUGCCUCCUCCUGAAGGUCCAAACUCUGGUAUUCUUGUUAUCCAAGAUGAAGAACCCAGAUGCUGUAUGAAUUUGUUCAAGAGUGAUAUGAUUCAAGACCUGCCUCUCCCUCAGAACAAAAGUCUAGAGCUUUACUAUGCACAAGGAUUUUAUCCAGGAAGAGAACUUCAUUUUUUCAAAGUUCUAUUCAUUCCAGUUCUCGAUCAGCCACUGUCUUCCAAUCAGUACUAUGCAAUAUAUCCAUUUGGGAAGGAUAGAGGGGAAGGGUACACAAGCUCAAAAGAAGAUGAAACAGACAUGGACACAUGUUGCUUCAGCAGCUGUCCUAAUGAUGUAAAGCCGCAACGUUUUGAUCACAAAAACCUGUACCAGCAAUAUCAGAUUGAUCUUCACAGAAAAAUUGUGAACAUUUCUGGUGGCUUUGUGGCUACUUGUAUGGCUAAAGAUGGUUGUCCCCCAGAUGCAUUGUGGAGAAGAGGGUGGAAACUCACUUGCUCAACGGCUAACGAGUUCAAACUAGGUGAUGCACCAGGGCUAGACACGACUCUCCGAGCCCAGCUUCCUGGUUUUGAUUUCCCAUUGAAUAAUCUGGUUGUAGGGAAGUGGUAUUGUCCAUUCAUGUUUGUCAAGGAUGUCACACCUUUCAAGACAAUGUAUUAUCAGAUGACACUUGAGCAGAGAUGGGAACAGAUAUUUGUGAAGGAGAGUAUUGAGGAACAUGAUACAGGCAAUGCUGUAAAUGUGGAUGCUGUUGUGCAAAGUAAGGUGGUUGUGGUUGUGGUAGGAGGGAGGGAAGGUGUGUGUGAUGAGAGACAUGUGGAAGAUGAUGGGGUAGUGUGGUUUAAGAGUGUCAACAAUGUGGGUGAAGAAACAAGAGUUGGGUUGAGCUUUGCAAUUGUUGAGAGGAUGAAGUGGGAGCAAGAAAGAGUUGGGUGGGUUGGGGGAGAUGAUGAAGGCAAAGUGAGAGUGAAGAGAGUUGAGGAAUAUGGAGGGAUUGGUCAGUGGAAGAAGUUUGGUUGUUUUGUAUUGGUUGAGAAGUUUGUGUUGAAAAGAAUGAAUGGGAGCUUGUUAAUUAGCCAUGAGUUCAAGCAUACUCAUCAGAUUAAGUGUAAAUGGGAAUGAACAUCAUGUAGCUUGUCAUUUGGUACAAUUCUUAUCUGGGAAAGUUGCUUCUGUAUUUGUUUAAUUAACCGAUUUGAAUCGAGAGAUCGAUGAUAAUUUUGCAAAUUUGUGAUC
Messenger RNA from Fragaria vesca subsp. vesca, 1456 nucleotides. RefSeq lists its product as uncharacterized. The record is from RefSeq and is a predicted model, not a curated record. NCBI's taxonomy places the organism in Eukaryota, Viridiplantae, Streptophyta, Magnoliopsida, Rosales, Rosaceae. Bases 167 to 1342 code for a protein of 391 amino acids. The transcript has 2 exons.